AUGUUGUGUUUUCUGAAUCCAGUUUUACUAAAAUUUAUUACUGUCAGUUAUAAUAAUCCAAAUAAGUAUAGUAUUACUCCUAUUAAUGACGGAUAUAUUUUUCUAUUUGACAUGGAUGGAACACUGUACAAAAGUACGGAAGAAAUGAAGACUUUUGACUUACAACGCUGGGAAAGAGUUUAUAAUCAAUUAAAAGUUAGAAAUAAAAAUGCUCCACCAUUUGAAGAAUUAAAAGAUAGAAAUUUAUUGAACACUGAAACGUUUGUUAAGUAUUUUAAAACAAUACCACGAGAUUUAGAAAAAACAAAAGGGUCUGCAGAUUACAAUCGUUUUUUAAAGGAAGACACGAAACUUAAAAAAUGUUUAGAGAGUAUUCCAGUAAGAAAAUGGUGUUUUACUAAUGCAAUGGAAUAUAGGGCGAAAAAAGUACUUAAUUGUUUGGAUCUAACAGAUACAUUUGAAGGUGUGAUAUGCAGAGAUAAUAAGUGUUUUUAUGGUACAGUUAUGAGGAAGCCACAAGAGCAGGUGUAUAAAUUUGUAGAAGAGCUAUUACAGAUAAAAGAUAAAAGGAAAGUUUUUUUUUUUGAUGACAAUAUUGAGAAUAUUGAUACAGGAUGUAAAAUGGGCUGGAGAUGUUUUCAUAUUACUCCAGAUACAGAUUUAGUAGGCAUUCUAAAAAAUAUUAAACAAGAAAUGGGAGUAAAAUUUAUUAUUUAA
Messenger RNA from Vairimorpha ceranae, 717 nucleotides. RefSeq names its product pyrimidine 5 -nucleotidase. The transcript has a single exon. Gene Ontology annotation, molecular function: nucleotidase activity. The record is from RefSeq and is a predicted model, not a curated record. Bases 1 to 717 code for a protein of 238 amino acids. Gene Ontology annotation, biological process: pyrimidine nucleobase metabolic process; nucleotide catabolic process. Lineage: Eukaryota; Fungi; Microsporidia; Nosematidae.